AUGAGUCAGAUACCAGGAAAGGAGUUAAAUGGGACAACUGCCCGAAGUCAAGAUCUGGCUCCUUGUACAACCUGUGGAAGACGUUUUGCACAAGAUGUUCUGCUGAGACAUGAUCCAAUAUGCAAGAAAGUCUUCAACAAGAAGCGCAAGCCCUUCAGCUCUUUGAAACAGAGGCUGCAGGGAACAGAAAUCACCACUGUGAAGAAGCAGCCCCCGCAAAAGAAACAGCCAGGGAAGAAAUCUAACUGGAGGCAGCACCAUGAGGAUUUUAUUAAUACUGUUCAAUCAGCCAAGCAAGUCACAAAAGCUCUGAAGGAGGGCCGCCCUCUUCCGCCUCCUCCCCCACCAAGCAUCAAUCCAGACUAUAUUCAGUGUCCGCACUGCUCACGAAGGUUUAAUGAGGCUGCAGCAGAGAGGCACAUGAAAUUUUGUGAAGAACAAGCUGCCCGCCGUGCCUUUGCUGCAAAGACCACCAGACAGGCUUUGGGCAAGCAACCAGUGACUCAGAAAAAAAACCCAACCUUAACAGCUGCUGUAUUAUCGCUUCAGAAGAGAGUACAAGAAGGUGCCAAUACAGGCAAACCUAGGCCAGAGACCUCUCCAGGAAUACUGCAGAAAACCAGAAAAUCUUUGGGUGUAUCUACUGGAAAAAAAUCUUCAGGAGAGUUUGGGUAA
This is a messenger RNA of Aptenodytes forsteri (emperor penguin), 675 nucleotides long. It is a transcript of the gene ZC2HC1B, whose product is annotated as zinc finger C2HC-type containing 1B. The record is from RefSeq and is a predicted model, not a curated record. Lineage: Eukaryota; Metazoa; Chordata; Aves; Sphenisciformes; Spheniscidae. The transcript is spliced from 7 exons. The coding region runs from base 1 to 675 and encodes 224 amino acids.